UGAAGUUACAGCUUUACAAGAUAUUUUGAGUAUUUCUGAAGAAGAAUAUUCUAAUCAGGGCAAGGAUUUUAUAACACAAAAUGUAAGUGGUGCACUACAACAAGACUAUUUAGCAGAAAGAACUUCAAGAGCUCGAACAAAAACUGUAAAGCAAUUAAAUAUUACUAUAUAUUAUCAACAAAUUAUACCUAUUUCUGAUACUAAGGCUAAUGAACUUAAUCAAGCAAUUCUUAAGGCAUAG
Cetraspora pellucida is the source of this 241-nucleotide messenger RNA. Lineage: Eukaryota; Fungi; Glomeromycota; Glomeromycetes; Diversisporales; Gigasporaceae. The record is from the annotation of a GenBank genome assembly.